GUUUCCCCCCUGAUACCUCCACACUCGGUCUAUUUAAAGAUGUUUCAGUCUUCAGUCUGAUACCUUCCUUUACCGGGGUCAUGAGCAACACCUAAGACUCUUUCGGACAAGGUGGCUGAUAAAUACAUCCACUAUCAGAUCUGUUCCCUCCACGGUGGUGACAUCCUGCGAUUUUAAUUGCUUGCAUAUCUCCACACAGCACUCACAGCGCCAUGUCCUCUCGAUCUAUAACCAUAGUGUCCUCUGGACGGAGCACGGAGCUCGGCUUCAGUGGGGUGAGAAUUCACUCGGCUCAGCUCCCCUCACAUCCCAAACUCCCACUGGAGGAGGAGGACAGGGAAUCUGGCAUCGGCUCCACCCUUGACCUCACUGGCAGCUUCGAGGGCUGUAACCAACAUACCAAUCACCACUCCGACAAACCAUCACUGAUGGAGGCAGGCACAUUCCCCGGGGAGAAAGACAGAUCUCCUCAGACCUCAGCAGUGAGUCCAAACAAGAUCAAGAAGGUCCUCAUCAAUCUGUCCAAGAUCCCUCUCCUCUUCCUCCUCCUCUUCCUCUUUGUUUGCUCCUUGGACACUCUGAGCUCUGCCUUCCAGUUAGCAGGGGGUAAAGUGGCAGGGGACAUUUUCCAGGACAAUGCAGUGCUGUCUAACCCCGUGGCAGGGCUCGUGGUGGGGAUCUUGGUUACUGUGCUGGUUCAGAGCUCAUCAACCUCCACCUCCAUUGUAGUCAGUCUGGUGGCCUCCGGACUGUUAGAAGUGAGGUCGGCUGUUCCAGUCAUCAUGGGGACCAAUAUUGGGACUUCGGUUACAAACACCAUAGUGGCCAUGAUGCAAGCGGCAGAACGAACCGAGUUUCAACGUGCUUUUGCCGGAGCAACAAUCCAUGACUGCUUCAACUGGCUGUCAGUCCUGGUUCUGUUGCCCCUGGAGGUGGCGAGCGGGUUCAUGACUCGGCUGUCUCACCUGCUGGUCACCACCCUGAGGCUCGAGCCAGGGGAAGAAGCACCCGAGCUACUCAAGGUCAUCACGGAGCCAGUCACCAAGCUUAUCAUACAGCUGGACAAGUGUGUGAUCACGGGGAUUGCCAUGGGGAAGGAGGGCAUGAGGAACAGGAGCUUGGUGAAAGAAUGGUGCCAGACUGACCCUGUUAUGUCUCAUCACAACGUGAGCACUGAAAGCUGUGACCCCAGCCAUGACUUGCAAACACACGUGAAGUGUAGACAUUUGUUUGCAUCUGCUGAGAUGUCAGACCUCACAGUGGGCCUCAUCCUACUAGUCACCUCACUGGCUGUCCUGUGCACAUGUUUGCUGCUUCUAGUCAAACUGCUCAACUCUCUUCUGAAAGGCCAGGUAGCAAAGACCAUCCAUAAAGUCAUCAACACAGAUCUUCCCUAUCCAUUUGGGUGGCUGGCAGGAUACAUCGCCAUGUUUGUGGGUGCAGGUGUGACAUUUGUGGUGCAAAGUAGCUCUGUCUUUACUUCAGCCAUGACUCCUCUUAUAGGUAUUGGUGUAAUCAGUUUGGAGCGGGCCUAUCCUCUCACUCUUGGGUCCAACAUUGGCACAACUGCUACAGCCCUGCUGGCAGCUUUGGCCAGUCCUGGGAACAAACUUGCAGCUGCCAUACAGAUUGCUCUGUGCCACCUUUUCUUCAAUGUUUCUGGCAUUCUGUUGUGGUAUCCUCUCCCAUUCAUGCGUCUACCGAUAAGGAUGGCUCGUGUUCUCGGUGAGCGCACUGCCAAGUACCGCUGGUUUGCAAUCUUGUACCUACUCCUCUGCUUCCUGUUGCUUCCAUCACUGGUGCUGGGCCUCUCACUGGCUGGUUGGCAGGUGAUGGCUGGAGUUGGGGCUCCUUUCUUGGGUGUAACCAUCUUCAUUACUAUGGUGAAUGUAAUGCAGUCCCGGAGCCCCCAUCACCUGCCAACCAAGCUCCAGAACUGGGACUUCCUGCCCAAAUGGAUGCACUCUCUCAAACCACUGGACCACCUAAUUGCCAAAACAGUUCUCUGCUGCAGCUUCUCUUGUGAAGAUGGACAAGAGGAAGAAGAAGAGACACCAAUAUCUCCAAGUACAACCUCUUGCAACAAACACACAGAGUUUGCUCAGCUUGCUUACAACAACCCAGUCAUGGAUUACCUGGAUGAGAGAAGACCAGAUGUACCAGUUCUUAAAUUAAAAGGUUUAGAGAGGUGCAACAGUACUCCUCUGUAAUUCAUCCAAUAAUGAGGGCUUUUUCUUCCAUUUUGUCAAAAAGAAUAGGUUUUAGAAAAGUAAUUUUUAAUUUUUUGGAAAUAAACUGAUUUGUGAUUACUGACUGACUGACUUCAUUUGAAGUGGAAAACCAUGGGAAAUAUUACAAGCUCAGGAUGAGAUGUGAGUUCAGAAAACACCAACUAAGAAUCAAUGAGGAGAACAAAUUUUUUUGGCCAAUUUUCAACCAACGAUUCCCUCAUAAUGAAUGUCUAUACUGACCUUUUAAAUACAAAUCUAUACAAAAUGUAUGACUAGACUAACUGACAUUAAUAAAUGGAUGAUUGAUCCUUAAAAAAGG
Oreochromis aureus is the source of this 2550-nucleotide messenger RNA. It is a transcript of the gene slc34a1b, whose product is annotated as solute carrier family 34 member 1b. The transcript has 13 exons. Gene Ontology annotation, molecular function: sodium:phosphate symporter activity. Gene Ontology annotation, cellular component: apical plasma membrane; vesicle; brush border. NCBI's taxonomy places the organism in Eukaryota, Metazoa, Chordata, Actinopteri, Cichliformes, Cichlidae. Bases 213 to 2210 code for a protein of 665 amino acids. Gene Ontology annotation, biological process: sodium-dependent phosphate transport; intracellular phosphate ion homeostasis. The record is from RefSeq and is a predicted model, not a curated record.